CCGCGCGUUUGGCGCGAAAUGGCUCGGUACCUGGUGAGCCGGCCUGAACUGCACCAGUUCAUUGAGUGCUGUAUGAGUGCAGUUGGAGCGCGAAGCAGCCAUGGAUCAGCAAUGGCCGAUGUACUGGUGGAAGGAGAUUAUCGAGGACAUUAUAGCCACGGACUGAACAGACUUGAUACGUACCUGAAUGAUCUGAAGACUGGGAUCUGUGCAAAGGAAGGGGAACCCACUGUUGAAAAGUUCACUGAAGCCACUGCAUUGGUGAAUGGCAAUAACUUGCUUGGACCUGUUGUCGGCAACUUCUGCAUCAAUCUUGCUAUCAAAAAGGCCAAAGAAGUGGGAAUAGGCUGGGUGUGUGCUUAUGGUUCCAACCAUUAUGGCAUCGCAGGCUUCUAUUCCAUGCAAGCUGUGAAAUGUGGCCUCAUUGGGAUGUCUUGUACCAACACCUCUCCAUUUGUGGUGGCAACCAGAGCAAAGGAGUGCACCUUGGGAACCAAUCCUAUUAGUGUCGCUGCUCCUGCCCUGGAUGACGACAUCUUUGUGUUGGACAUGGCCACAUCGGCUGCAGCGUUGGGAAAGAUAGAACUUCAACACCGACGUGGAGAGAUAGUUCCUGAAGGAUGGGGCUGUGACGCCAACGGCAAAAACACCACAGAUCCAGCAAGUAUCCUGCAUGGAGGGUGUCUGUUGCCUCUGGGAGGAAGUGAAGCUACAAGUGGGUACAAGGGCUAUGGACUCAGUCUGAUGGUGGAGGUGUUCUGUGGAAUUCUAGCGGGAGCUCAUUACAGUAACAACAUCCGCCACUGGAAGGAGAUGGACGCGGUGGCGGACUUGUCCCUCUCCCGCAUUCACCCUCUGUAG
Mobula hypostoma (lesser devil ray) is the source of this 861-nucleotide messenger RNA. RefSeq names its product ureidoglycolate dehydrogenase (NAD(+))-like. NCBI's taxonomy places the organism in Eukaryota, Metazoa, Chordata, Chondrichthyes, Myliobatiformes, Myliobatidae. The transcript is spliced from 9 exons. The coding region runs from base 19 to 861 and encodes 280 amino acids. The record is from RefSeq and is a predicted model, not a curated record. Gene Ontology annotation, molecular function: oxidoreductase activity.